AAACAGCGAAGGAGAAAGAAAGUUUUCGUUGCAUUUGAUUGCGAUUUCUUCUGAUUUAUAUCCUCGAUUGCUUYCCCAUUAAGAAAAAAUUAUGGAAAGCUUACAGAAGGAACUGGCUAAGAUAACAGUAACUUUCCCAGACAUUGAUUUACCGUCAAAGAGGGAAGAUGUCAAUGAAUUGCCAAAUGAAUACAAGAGCAACAAUGUCAAAGAGAAUUUAGUACUGUCAUUUGCAGAAAAUUUUAGGCGCCAGUUUGUCCAUCUAUAUAGAGACAGGAAACCUCUUCUCCUCAAUCCAGUCAAUGAGUGUGGAACUGAGAAAUUUAUCUGCACAUAUGUUCGUCCAACAUUGCUGCCAUACAAAGAACUCUAUGACUAUGAUGGAUGCUCCCAGUUUGUUUCUGAUUAUCUGACAUUUGAACCAUUAGACCCUGCCAUUGAUUUGCCAAGUACAUUAUGUUCCUCAACAACUGUACUGAGGAAACAGAAAGGAAACUCCUUUGAGUUUAGUAUYYUACUUAGCUCCCUUUUGAUYGGUGCUGGUUAUGAUGCYUACUGUGUGUGUGGAUAUGCAACGCGAGAAAUGACUCUYAUGGAUGAAACUAGAGAAAUUUGUCCUAUGUUAAAGAAGAAAGACGAGGUGUCAAAGGAAACUACAAAGAAAGAGAUGAAGAAGUAUUCUGUUAAGCCUCCCAAGGACCUGAGGAGUAAAUUUGAAGCAAAGGUGGAAAACAAGAAGUUGGCUGAAGAAGAAGCAAAAGAGAAAAAGAGAAAGGAAGAAGAAGAUAAUAGAAUUGCUGAGCUUGAGAAGCCCAAGCCUGACCAGCUUUAUGGCCUCCGAGUUCAUUGUUGGGUUCUUGUCUUGUCUGGCAAAAGAGAAGUACCCGAAAGCUUCUUUAUUGAGGCAUUGACAGGGACAGCUCACCCUUUGAACCAUGCCCAGUAUCUUGGAAUAGAAAGUGUGUGGAAUGACAARAAUUACUGGGUGAAUAUGCAAGAUUGUUCUAAUGGUGUUCAGGAUUUGGUUUAUGACCUUGGUGAUCCAGCAAGAUGGGAAUUCAUGUUUCCUGGUUCAGACAAGCCUCUUUUGAUGCUUCCAACAGUGGAUGAUGAACCACUUGAUCUCGAGGAGGACGAAGAUGAAGAAGAACCAUCAGAUUUUGAUCUCCCACCUUCUUGGGUUCUCCCAAUCGAAAUCUCUCUCAAAGAAUUUCAAACAAAGUGUCCUUAUGGCAAGAAAACCAAACUGUACAAGAAAGCAAAGCUUGAGAAGUUUGCUGAGUAUCUCUUGAAAGAUGGACUGUUCUCAAGACUAUCUAUAAGCAGCGAUUAUGAAUUAAAUGAUCUCCUUGAGAGGCGAGAAGUCUUCAAACACCGCAUAGACAAACUUGAAACAAAGACACAUAACAUUACUACAGGCUUGAUAGUUGAACACUUUGCACCUGGGAGACCUGAYUGCCUUCAAGAACAUAUUUACAAAGCAUCUUCUCCUGGACCAGAAACAGACAGAACAAUGAAAUUUUACUCUAGUGCUCGUAUUGAUGGACUGGUGAAAAGAGAAGAGACUCCAGAAGAAAUGACAGAGACGUUUGUUGAUCGAGAUGACUUUCUUUACUAUCAUCAUGUGACAUUUGGGAAACGUGUUAAGAAGUUUGGACCUCAAGACAACAAUUCCCGUCCUAUUUUGAAARUUGUUGAAAGGUUUCAUCGCAACCCUGCAAAGGAAGCACAUGAAGAUGUUGCAGAGCGUGUAUUUCUAAUCUCUGAGGAACGAAUCACGUURACAUUUCACCUUGAAGACCAAAGGGUUACUGCUUCAACAAGAGAGUUCAUACGACCACCACAUACUGCUGAAAAAGGUGGUGCAUUGAAYAUGACUCCUGAUAUGACUACAUCUUUUCAGGUGGAUCCACUGAGCAAACCACUAAAAAAUCUAAAGGUUUACGACAUGUUGGUUUUUCUUGUUGAUGCUGAGGAGAAAAGUGUACAACAAGUCAGGAUCUCUGAGGAAGAGGUCAAAGAAAUUUUGCAACAAAGAAUAACAGAGGAAGCAGCUCCUCAACUGUCUGUAUCAGUCUACGACACUGAAAGAAAUGAAAAAGCCAAGUUACACAGGGAAGAGCUUGAGAGAAAGCAACGUGAAGAAGCAAUGAAGAAACAUGAGACAGAACUUGACUAUCUUGCACCAUUUUUGGCUCAGAUAGGUGAUCCUCCCCAUAUAAGUCGGCCAGAAGCCUUCAAACUCAAAGAGGAAUGUUUGCAAGACUUGAAACACAGGCUCAUAGACAAAGCGAAUCUCAUUCAGGGAAGAUUUGAAAAGGAAACUCAAGAGCUUCAACGUAAACAAAGCUGGUAUCAACAGAACCAAGUCUCCAUGACCAAAGAAGAUGAAGAAGAAUAUCUGAACUAUUGCAGUGAGGCAAUGUUUAGGAUUCACAUUUUAGAACAACGACUAAACAGACACAAAGAACUUGCACCACAGAAAUACAUGCAGCUUGAACAAAAGCUAAGAAAUGACCCAAGACUAGCAGAAUUUUUUUAAACUUCAAAAAAGAAUUUAUUUAUUUUGACAGAGGCAGUUCUAAACUACAGUUUGCUACUACAUUUUGUAUUCAGUACAUAAAAWAUAUUUCAGUGGCAAGUUAAUCAUUAUUUUACAACUUUGUACAUUAUCUUGUGUAGGAUUUGGUUUGUUUUGUAAAUAAAAAAGUCUUAAAAUAAAAUAGCAAUUUGGAUCA
Molecule: messenger RNA, 2738 nt
Organism: Exaiptasia diaphana
Lineage: Eukaryota; Metazoa; Cnidaria; Anthozoa; Actiniaria; Aiptasiidae
Product: dynein regulatory complex subunit 7
Exons: 16
Coding region: 92-2542 (816 amino acids)
Biological process (GO): cell motility
Cellular component (GO): motile cilium
Source: RefSeq, a predicted model, not a curated record